ACCGGGCAUGCUCAGUAGGUAGGGCUCGUUUGGAACACACCUGCCUUGAACCAAGGUUUGCAACGCUGCUUGUUUCAGGAUUCGACGCAUCUUCGUUCUCGAGUUAGAGCGAGAUAUCACAGUCCCUCCCAUCCCCUUGGCGCCCACACUUUUUAAUUUUAUCCCUGCGCCCAAUUUUGGAGCCAGCCCUCCUGGCUCUCCCGGCCAAUCAAGAGCCCACACAUUGUUGCCUAAGAGACCCCGGAUGCCGGCGACAGGAUUUACAGAUGGCGAUUGGACUGCCGCAAGCUGGGAGGGGUGCGGGGCUGGGGGCAGUCAAAGAACAAGCUGACCUCACGCAACUAUGGCAACGUCAGCGCUUGAGGCUUGAAGAGGGAGACGAGCUAAAAGAGGUAUAAUCUUUCUUACGGAAGAAGAGCCACUUAUUUCAGGAUGGCAUUUGCACCUCCAAAAAGCAUAAAUGGCCCCAAAAUGCAGACAAAGAUGAGUACCUGGACACCCCUAAACCAUCAGCUUUUGAAUAACCAGGUAUUUGAAGAAAGAAGAGCCCUGCUUGGAAAAUGGUUUGACAAAUGGACAGACUCUCAAAGGAGAAGAAUCCUCACGGGCCUGUUGGAGCGCUGCUCCCUGUCACAGCAGAAGUUCUGCUGUCGAAAGCUUCAGGAAAAAAUUCCAGCAGAAGCCCUGGAUUUUACUACCAAGCUUCCAAGGGUGUUAUCUUUAUACAUCUUUUCUUUCUUGGAUCCCCGAAGCCUUUGUCGUUGUGCACAGGUGUGCUGGCACUGGAAGAACUUAGCAGAGCUGGACCAGCUGUGGAUGCUCAAGUGCUUACGGUUUAACUGGUGCAUCGAUUUCUCUCCGACGCCUUUUGAGCAGGGGGUCUGGAAGAAGCACUACAUUCAAAUGGUGAAAGAACUUCAUGUUACCAAGCCUAAGACACCUCCAAAAGAUGGAUUUGUAAUUGCUGAUGUCCAGCCAGUUACAAGCAAUUCUCCAGAGGAAAAGCAGUCUCCUCUAUCGGCUCUUUGGUCAUCUUCCUCUUUAAGGAAGAACAAUAACCCAGGGAAGAAAGAACUUCCACCUUGGAGAUCCUCUGAUAAGCACCCAACUGACAUCGUUCGCUUUAAUUACCUAGACAACUGCGACCCCAUCCAGAGUGUCUGGCACGGAAGAAAGAAGAGAAAUGAGAUGACCCCAGACUUUGGCCGACAGUCACAUGAUAAGAAAAAUAAAUCGCAGGACAGAUCUAGGCUAAGAAAAGCACAGUCACUGGAUGUAAAACCUCCUUCCAUCUCUAUGGUAAAUUCGACUCGAUUUACACAAGGAAGCGAGAUCUUAGAGGUCUAGGAGGCCAAGAAAAUGAAAGCUCCUUGGGACAACUCACAAAAGACAAGGUGAUGAGCUCUGGAUUUCCUCGGCCCUGGAAUUGGAAUGAGAGGACCCCAGCUGACAUCUUGCUUCACUUUUUUUUUUUCCUACUAAGUAUAAAAACAAAUACCUUUUGUCUCACCCUGAACUUUUAACAGGGGAGUUAGAAGGCCUCACUUUCUAGGUCCUUCUCUAAAAGCUGUCUCAGAGCAUUCACCCAAAUCCAAGUAACACAAGUCUUUAAUCCCCUGCUUACUCUAAUUGCCUUAGAUUAGACCUUAUCUUUUCCUGUGCUCUGUUAAUUCCAGCCUCUGAAAUUACCUUCAGAUAACUUUACAGGGAUAACCUGAUUUUUUAAAAUGCUUCUUCAAGCUUUCUCACUUUUUUUCCUCCCUGGGUCAAAAGAGGGAAAAAAAAGAGAAAUAUACUCUAAAGUGAUUCUGGGAUCAUGUUGUGGAAAGAACAAUGGUUUAAGAAUCAGGAAACCUUGCUUCUAGUUUCAACUCUACUGUUAGCCAGUAGUCAUUCAGCUGCCUGGAGUUUUCAUUUUCCCACUUACAAUAUAAGAGUUUGGGUGGCUCAUGCCUGUUAUCUCAGCACUUUAAGAGUCUGAGUUGGAAGGAUCACUUGAGGCCAGGAGUUUGAGACCAGCUUGGGCAGCAUAGCAAGACCCCAUGUCUACAAAAAUA
Microcebus murinus (gray mouse lemur) is the source of this 2057-nucleotide messenger RNA. The record is from RefSeq and is a predicted model, not a curated record. NCBI's taxonomy places the organism in Eukaryota, Metazoa, Chordata, Mammalia, Primates, Cheirogaleidae.